GCUCGUGGCGAGGUGACGAGGAAGAGAACUGAGGAACGGACUGGCAGUUCGAGCCUGGACUCGGAACGAGGAGAAUAAACCCUGAACACUCUCACGUUGUUGUCUUGUUGUAGGUCCGGGAGAGAUUUAACUGGCGCAGUCGACAGGAUCCCGACAGGAUCCCCGACAGGAUCACCCAGCGUCACGCUCCUGGCAGGACAGGUGGGCAGAGUGUUCCGGACAUCCUACGUCACUACUCGGACCACUCCGAAGGAGCGGCAGCUUGGCGGGUCGGACUUCUGGCCUACCGAGCUAAGGCAACGGCAACCACCGUGGGCUGCGUGGCAUCGGCUGCAGCAGAAUUCUUGCAGUGGAGGACAGGUGGCGUGUCCAGGGACGGGUGAGAACCUCAAUUGAUUUUCUCCCGAAGGACCAGGUCAAUGGUGACGACGAGGGGGAUGGAAAGGGCAGAACAGGGUAGGGACCUCGCGCCGGAUGGGGCACAGCAGACUCCAUUGUCUCCUGGACAUAUGGAAGGGGUGACCGACUCUGAGCAGGACAGCAUGCGCGGAGACCCUGUGAGGCAGAGUAGUGGUGAGAUGGUGAAGGCGACCGCUGAUCUGGGGGCGGAUCGAAGGGACUUGGAGGCGCUUAGGUUACAGAUUGAGUUGCAAAGGUUAAGGUUGGCGACAGUGCAGACAGAGGUGCAGGCUCGUGGGGAAAGCGCGGCUGGAGGUACGCGAAGGCGCAUGGGCGAGUACGCAGCAGAACUACGGGCUACCUUGCCCCCGAUGCCCGAUCUGGAUGCCUUGGUGCCAGCAUGGUUUCGGAGUGCUGACGCGUUAUGUAAUUCCCUGGAAAUCCCUGAGUCUGUGCAGGGCGCUGUGAUCCUCCCUUUCUUGAAUGAGCGGAUGCGAGCUUUCGUGGCUUCCCAGACGGCCACAGAAAUCCUAACCUAUGGGCAGUUGAAGACGUUAAUUCUUAAAGAGUUAAGGCUAACGGCGAACACGUACAAGCGGUUAUUUAACAGCGCUACGAAGACUACGGACGAGUCUUGGAAUCAGUUUGCCACUAGAGUAGAGACGUUGUUGAGGUAUUACUUGGACAGUCGAGGCGUUCAGACGCUGGAUGACCUCAGGAAACUGAUGAUAUCAGACAGACUGAGGGAGGAAAUGUCUGAGGAAAUGCAAAGGUUUGUUUUGCAGGGUGAAGUAAAUCAGUGGUUACGUCCUAGGGAACUGGUUUCAGCCGCAGAAAAUUUCGAGGAGUCGUGGCAGGAUGUAGUUGAUGCGAGAAGACGCGGUGGGGUCACGCGAGAUUAUCAGAACGGCCAUGUUAGUGGGGACAGGGAUACUGCACGACCACGUAGGACAGGGGACAGUGACGAUGGGAACCCGAGACGCUGUUUCCAUUGCGGGAGGUCCGGCCACAUGCGUAGGGCUUGCCCAGAGCUUCAGCGGGGAUCGGAGGGGCAACGGUCUGUAUCCCGAGCGGAUGGUCCACGGAGGUUAGUCGCAAAGGUCGGGUUCCAGGGUACAGACGGAACAGUGCGGGAUCGUGCGGACUGGGUGGACAUUGCCAUAGAAGGUAGAGCGGUCACAGCCAGAGUAGACUCCGGCGCGGAUGUAACGGUGGUGCACCCGAGAGAUGUACCAGCGAAGUGUUGGGCACAAGCGGGGGGUGUUGUACAGUUAAAGGGUGCUUUCGGAGCUCCGGUUGAGGCAGAACUGCGAUAUUUGGAUAUCGCGCUGAAAGGGGAGAAUAGGGGAGUGGGAGUUUCUCCUCAGUGUAGGAUCUUAUGUGCGAUUACCAGUGAGUUGUCGGAUGACGUCGGUGCCCUGAUCACGCCUCAAGAUUACGAAGAGCUCACCAGGGCGGUCCGAAGAGCCAAAUCUGAAGCGGAAGAGAUGUUCACUAUAGAACGCCAGGUGGAUGCAGGUGCAGGGAUGACCACGAUGGGUGAGCACGUAGAAUUGGAAGACAGCGUAGCGGAGGAGUCAAGGGAAGCCGGCGCAGUUGUAGGAGCAAACAGUGUAGGGGUAGCGGGCGAAUGUGCAGAACCCUCAGAUUUACAGUUUGCCAGGGAGCAACGGGAAGACACGUCCCUUUCGGACGCGUGGGAUCAGGCCCGAAGCAAGACCCAUGGCAUGCUCAUUGGGAAUGGAGUGCUCUUUCAUAUGGAAGAUGUCAAUGGUAAAAGACAAAUGCAACUUGUUCUACCACAGUCUCGGAGGGAGACAGUCUUAGAGUUAGCGCAUGACCGGCCGAUUGGAGGCCAUUUAUCAGGAAAGAAAACGCGAGCCCGAAUAAGGAGUUCCUUCUAUUGGCCAACGCUAGUAGCAGAUGCGAACAAAUAUUGCGCGAGCUGUCAUAUGUGUCAGACGUUUGCCCACCCCCGCGUAUCGGAUCGUGUUCCAAUCACCCCGCUCACCAGACCGGAACUACCGUUUCAAAUCGUGUACAUAGACUGCAUAGGCCCGCUGGAACCGGCAUCCGCGAGAGGUCAUCGUUACGCCUUGUGCUUAGUAGACCUCUGCACACGUUGGGCAGAAGUGAUUCCUCUUAGAGCAUUAACAGCAAAAGCGUACGACCCAUGGCGGUACGUCAAAGCAGCUGAAGGGUACGAAGUACUGGACACAGAACGAGCUAGGCUCAAGCUUGAAAAUACGGUACGGUGGCGUUGUGACAACUGCAAGAUGGAAAAUCGAAGGCCGCGGGGUAAUGCCAGGAUCGUGAGGUGGUUGGACGGAAGCAUGUCAGUACAUUUGAGUUCCGAGAUAUUUCAUGUCCACAAGCAGUCAGAUUUUAGAGAGGGAAUAGGUCUGGAAGGAUAGAAAUACUCCAUUACCAGGCUCAGGCAGUUUCAGGUGGGCGCCGAUCGAGCGCGAGGCAUGCGCAGUCGUGCGGGCACCCGGGCGGCUGGACACUUGGGUAUUCGGGGAAAGGACAAUGUAGCUGCAGAUUUCUUGUCGAGGUCGUGCACUUGAUCGGGCCGAAGGUUGGAGAAACGUAUGCAGUGGUCGAGGGUUCAAUUGUGGGAAAUAACGUGUGCUCCCUGCUCGGGACGGUUGCGGGAUUUUAGUAUAACGUUAAUGUCAACUGUGUUUUGCUUUUGCUUCUUGGGGUUUAACUUUAUGUACAUUAUAUACUGGUCGUUCGUGGAACGUAUCAGUUGAGGUGCUAACCGGUUCAGGGUCAAGUCCGCCGUGUCUCGUGCGCCUCAUGUGUAUUCGCCAGCCUUCACCAGCACGCAUGAAACGUGGACACGGUUUCAUACUCGAAAGGAGGGAGGUGUCAUGUUGUCAGCUCCGGGAAACAGCAACGACGACGAGGCAUUGGCAUCGACGGACUGCUCGUGGCGAGGUGACGAGGAAGAGAACUGAGGAACGGACUGGCAGUUCGAGCCUGCACUCUUAAAAAUGAACUUCACCGCAUAGCACGCUCCUGUCCAACCAUUAUCUCGAAUGAUAUCGUUAUCUGCCCUGAUUUGUUGAAAACGGUAGGCGUACGCCUUUUCUGUGACACUUAUGCUGUUCAUAAUUGUCACAGAAAAGGCGUACGCCUCCCGUUUUCGACAAAUCAGGGCACAUAACGAUAUCACUCGAGAUUAUGGUUGGCUAAGAACGUGCUAUGCGGUGAAAUUCAUUUUUAAGAGUGUGGACUCGGAACGAGGAGAAUAAACCCUGAACACUCUCACGUUGUUGUCUUGUUGUAGGUCCGGGAGAGAUUUAACUCAUACAUUGCUUAGAAUAGGGAAAUCGUGUUUCGUACCUGUCACCUCGCAGGCGAAAAGUAGACGCAGUCUCGGGGUUUUUACAUUAUGCAUCAUCUUCACCAGCUCGCUUGCUUCCUAGCCAUUUUUUCUCUGUCACUGGUGUUCAUAAUGUCGGUUCAUGCAAUUGGUAUUGUGUUGGGAGACUGGGAGGUACCCGGGUUCGAAUCCCGGUGCCGGCUGUGCUGUCUGGCGUUUUUCCUGGGUUUUCCUCAGACGCUUUCAGACAUAUGUCGGCACAGUUCCCCUAGAAGACGGCCCAGGACGCACAUUUCCCCAGGGCGUCAGUCGUGACGUUGCCCACAUACGUGAGGCCGACAACGGCAAGCCCUUUCACCAUCACCACCACCUGGUAUUGUUUUGUGCUCGUGAUUUUUGUUAUUUUUGUUGUUGUUGUGCGCGGAAUAUGAUAGUCACGUCUUUUAUUGUGUGCAUCAUAAUUGUUCAUGCCGGUAGGUGUAAGCUACCCGUUCUUGUUCUUUUCGUUUUUUUUUUCGCGGAUGACGUACAAAUGUAAGCUGCAACAUCGAUGACUUCACGUACGAGUUACGUUAGGCACCAAAGGAAACAUCUUAAAGUCAGCAUGUAUAAGUUUCCAUGUUGUGCGUCUGGAUGCAAUGCGAGGCGUUUUCUUCACAUUCCGUUUUCUCUUCUCAGUGCCUAAGAAAUCGUGCUCUUAACGAGCAUCAUCUGCAGGCUCCAACGAUUUCCAGUAUGGAGGAGACUGAAUCAUUCCUUCUUGAAGAACUGCAGGUACCGAGAGAAUAACACAGCAUAUAAGAUAUAAUUUUCACCUGUAGGUAAGCUUUGUGCUGAGAUUACGUGAAUGAAGCCAUGCGUGCUUGCUUGUGGCUACAGAUAUAGCUACAGAACUAGCAUGUAAUAUAUAAUUGGGGCCUUGUAAAAUUUACAUCAACCUGUUCUAAUGCAACAACAGGGAAGCCUGUUGCUACAACAGACAAUACCGGUUAUAUCAACAGUCCCUGUAAAUUUCGUGAAACGGUCAUAUGUAAAUAUUAACAGGACUCCUGGACUAUAUUUUUUCAGCACUUUCCUGUUAAAACAACAGAGAAAUUUUUCUCAGUGUAGUGCGACUCAAUGGGAUCCCUGUUUUUUGUGUACACUCCUAGAUGAUCUGGAGCAUGAGUUCUGCGUAAUCCGUUUUGUGUAAGUUUUGC
Molecule: messenger RNA, 4929 nt
Organism: Ornithodoros turicata
Lineage: Eukaryota; Metazoa; Arthropoda; Arachnida; Ixodida; Argasidae
Exons: 1
Coding region: 420-2813 (797 amino acids)
Biological process (GO): transcription elongation by RNA polymerase II; proteolysis
Cellular component (GO): Cdc73/Paf1 complex
Molecular function (GO): aspartic-type endopeptidase activity; zinc ion binding; nucleic acid binding
Source: RefSeq, a predicted model, not a curated record